Messenger RNA from Pocillopora damicornis (cauliflower coral), 885 nucleotides. RefSeq lists its product as uncharacterized. The record is from RefSeq and is a predicted model, not a curated record. NCBI's taxonomy places the organism in Eukaryota, Metazoa, Cnidaria, Anthozoa, Scleractinia, Pocilloporidae.
AUGGUAUCUUUCGACGUAGAAUCGCUGUUUACCAACGUUCCUAUCGACGCCGCUGUACAAGCCGCACUGCUGAAACUCGAGAACGACCCAAGCCUUGCAGACCGCACAACACUAACGCCUGCACAGAUCGCUGACCUUUUGAAAUUCGUAUUGAGAUCCACAUACUUCCUGUAUAACGGAUCGAUUUACGAGCAAAAAGACGGCGCCGCCAUGGGGAGUCGGGUUUCUGCUGUCAUUGCUAACCUCUACAUGGAGAGUUUCGAAGAACAGGCGAUAAUUACAUCAUCCUACGAGCCUAGGAUCUGGAAACACUACGUGGACGAUACCUUUACCAUCCUGGAUCGCGAAAACGUAGAUGACUUCUUACAGCAGUCUUCCAUCCGCUUCACCAUGGCGACAGAGAAAGACAACAAACUCGCCUUCCUAGACACCGCAGUUUUAAGAGAAUCUGACGGCCACCUCACCACCAGCGUAUACAGGAAGCCCACGCACACCGAACAAUACUUAGCGUAUGAUUCACACCACCCUCAAUCAGUAAAACGCGGUAUUGUUAAGUGCCUUUACGAGCGCGCCAAACGUCUCGUAACAAAACCCUCCGUCAUCUUCGAGGAGAAAAAACAUCUGUUAUCUGUUCUGGUUUCUAAUGGUUAUCCUUUUUCUUUCUUGCAGAAACUUAACAAGACCGGAAAACCAAAAAACAGUGCCGAAUCCGCCAACGAGUUCAAAGCUACUGCGGUUUUACCUUAUGUCAAAGGUCUGUCCGAGCAGGUUCGCCGUUGCCUUCAACAACAAGCCGUACGCGCUGUUUUCAAGUCAGAGACCACGCUAAGAUCUCAGUUAGUACGACCAAAGACGCUUUCGACCCGGCUAAACAAGAUGGCUUAG